Pimephales promelas (fathead minnow) is the source of this 2514-nucleotide messenger RNA. The record is from RefSeq and is a predicted model, not a curated record. Lineage: Eukaryota; Metazoa; Chordata; Actinopteri; Cypriniformes; Leuciscidae.
GUGGCAACGAAGAUGACUUGACUUGCACACUCACUUGUUAAUCAAGAUUGAAUUGAUCGAGAUUAUGUAAUGCAACAGUUUUUACAAGUUUAGAGCUUAGACUUAGAGCUGACACUGUAGGGAGACCAAGUUUGCCAAGAAGCGCUGGGUAAUCAUCAAACGUUCCCCAAGAGGAGAUACAAUCUCAAUGGUUUGUAUUUUGCCUCUGUAUGAGUGGAGUGAGAAGUUCUUUCAACAUGUGGAACUGAACAGGAAAAAGCUGAGCGAAAAUUUUUAAGUCUGAGGUUUCGGUUGUCUCCAGCUCUCGGCAAAGGUCCGGAAAAGCCCCUUGUGCCUGUUGAUGCAGUAUCCAUGAUUUUACCCGUUUAGUGCGGUUUCAAAAAGGCCAAGGGCUGACAAUGCAAGUGUCAUUUGUAACUUAACUGACAUAAUUGAAAAAGCCACAUGAAUCCGUCUGUAAUGAGCGCGGCUGAUGUAAACAAAGGCCUGAUGUCAUUGAAAGAGGAGAAUCAAGAUCUGAAUGAAAUGGAAGAGAAAGAUCACAAGACGCAUCGUGAUUUUAAAACUGAAGAAAAAUCUUUUAGUUGCUCAAAGGCUGAAGAAACGUUCUUGCGAAAAAGGGCUCGAAAGUCAAGGAAUAUAGGAAAUUUAACCUGCCAUCUGUGUGGACUAACUUUAAAACAACAAGGAAACCUUAGUCCAUAUGAGAAUUCACACAGGAGAGAAGCCUUACACCUGCCCUCAGUGUGGAAAGAGUUUCAAUGUACAUGGAAACCUUAAAGUCCACAUGAGAGUUCACACUGGAGAAAACCCUUUCACCUGCUCUCAGUGUGGAAAGAGUUUCAGACAAAAAGGAAACCUUAAAAAACACAUGAGAGUUCACACUGGAGAGAAGCCUUUCACCUGCCAACUGUGUGGAAAAAAUUUCAGCCGAAAAGGAAUUCUAGACAAGCACUUGAGAAUUCACACUGGAGAGAAGCUUAUUAUAAAGAUUGCGUUUAUUAAAGAGGAGAGUGAAGACAUGAGGAUUAAGGAAACAUUUUGUGUGAAACAAGACGAAACUGAGGAACCAACAAACAUGACGUUUAUUAAAGGGGAGACUGCAGACAUGAGGAUUGAAGAAACAUUUAGUGUGAAACAAGAAGAAACUGAGGAACAAAUCAAGAUGGUGUUUAUUAAAGAGGAGUGUGAAGACAUGAAGAUUGAAGAAACAUUUCGUGUGAAACAAGAAGAAACUGAGGAACAAACCAAGAUGGUGUUUUUUAAAGAGGAGACUAAAGAAAUGAGGAUUGAAGAAACAUUUAGUGUGAAACAAGAAGAAACUGAGGAACAAACACAGAUGGCGUUUAUUAAAGAGGAGACUAAAGACAUGAUGAUUGAAGAAACAUUUAGUGUGAAACAAGAAGAAACUGAGGAACAAACAGACCUGAUGCCGUUGAAAGAGGAGAGUCAAGAUCUGAAUGAAAUGGAAGAGAAAGAUCAGGAGAAGACCCAUCAUGAUUUCAGAACUGAAGAAAAGCCUUUGAAUUGCUCACAGACUCAAACAACUUCCUCACAAAAAAGGGCUCGAAAGACAGGGAAUAUAGGUGAUUACACCUGCCAUCUGUGUGGACUAAAUUUCAGAAAGCCGGGAAACCUUGAAGUCCACAUGAGAGUUCACACUGGAAGGAAGCUUUACCCCUGCGAAGAGUGCGGAGUAAUUUUCAGUCAACAAGGAACCCUUAAAGUCCACAUGAGAAUUCACACUGGAGAGAAGCCUUUCACCUGCUCUCAGUGUGGAAACAGUUUCAGGCAAAAAGGAAACCUUAAAAACCACAUGAGAGUUCACACUGGAGAGACCCCGUACAUUUGCAAACAGUGUGGAAUGAGUUUCAGGCAAAAAGGACACCUAAUUUACCAUUUGAGAGUUCACACUGGAGAGAAGCCUUACACCUGCCAACAGUGUGGAACAAGUUUCACUCAGAAAGGAAACCUUACAAAACACAUGCACAUUCACAACAGAAGCAAUCCUUAACAUGCCAACGGUGUGGAAAAUAAGGUUUAAUCAAUAUGAAAACCUUAAAGGGGUCAUUGUUUUUUUGUUUUCUGGGGUGCCCUUAUAAUCUCAGAAUAAUUUUUACCUUAUUUUUUUUUCAAAUAAUAAAAAAGAAGCAUUUUUUUAACUCUGAUUUAAGCCUCCGAUUUGAACGCUCUGUUUGAAGGGGCGUGUCUGGUGUGAGACUUCAGUGGAAAGGCCCACUGCUGUGAUUGGCUGACAUCUUUGCAAAUGAAAUAGCUAGAAUUACAUUUUUAUAUUUUCAUACAAAUUAUUUACGACAGCUAUCGAGAAGGAAUCGUGAAAAGCAUAGUUUGAAGCAUUGUAUUUAGAUCUGUUCAUCACAUGAAAGGUUGCAGUGAUGAACAUUGAGCAGAUGACAGACAGUCUGUUGAUCGCGUGAAUUAAAGGUUCUCUAAGCGAUGUGGGGCCAAAACAUUUUUUGUCACAUACAUCAAACGUCUCCUCACUAUCGGCUA